Molecule: messenger RNA, 2694 nt
Organism: Hippoglossus stenolepis (Pacific halibut)
Lineage: Eukaryota; Metazoa; Chordata; Actinopteri; Pleuronectiformes; Pleuronectidae
Product: 7SK snRNA methylphosphate capping enzyme-like
Exons: 8
Coding region: 497-2626 (709 amino acids)
Biological process (GO): rRNA modification; snRNA modification
Molecular function (GO): rRNA (adenine-N6,N6-)-dimethyltransferase activity; snRNA binding; O-methyltransferase activity
Source: RefSeq, a predicted model, not a curated record
CUCAGGAGCUAGCAGUUAGCAGCUAACAGUUAGCAGCUAGCUGCAGCCAAACCGUCGCGUCUGAGUCAUCACCCCGCACACACACACUGACACACGCACUCACGUGCACGGAGAGAUCGGCGAGGGCUUAUUUUCACGCACGGUGCGUGUGUUCGCGAGUGUUUUUAGUUGUACGACUUUGUGAAGUGUCUGCGUGUUAGCUCAAUGCUAAGUGCUUCCUGCAUGUUAGCUGCAGAAGCUAACUGUUUACCUGCGUGUUUCUUACUGCUAGUGUGAAUUAUUCAUGAGCCCGCCCCGGGAUUGGUUGAGUCAGCGAUAGGGGCGGGGUUAGGACGAGUUUUUGCGGAAUGUGGGGCGUUAGACACACACACACACACACACACACACUCAGGUCUAUUUGUGUCACACACACUGACUGACAGUGUGUGAUCAUAUUGGAAACAACAAGUGGACCAUUACGAUCACUGUGAUUGGCAGAUUUUUCCUGAGGCGGAGGAUGAUCAGGAUGUCAUUGGACAAAGAGACUAUCGUCUCUCAUGAGUCGCCCAACAAAACCAGCCCUUUCCCUUCCAAUGUCGCCCUAUCAGAGCAGCCACAGUUGGCUAAGACCCGCCCCCUGCAUUGUAAAAACGGCCUGCAGCCACCCAGCCACAGCCAGCCCCCACUGGCCGGCCCUCCUCCCGCUCAGCGAAUAGGAAAAAGGCGUUACUCUAUGGGCGUAGGCUUCAAGGGGCCGGCCAAGCGCCGUCGCCGCACAAACAGUGACAGCCAAUUAGAGCCUGUGCUGCCAAGUCACUUUUUGUUGGGCGGGAACAUCUUUGACCCGCUGAAUCUGAACUCGCUAUUGGAUGAAGAAGUCAACAGAACGACCAAUCAGGAGACACCAAAGUGCUCGCCCCUGCCAUCACGGGGCGGUGACCCCGUAGAGAUCCUGGUUCCGCGUGACAUCACCGACCCCCUGAACUUGAAGGGAGGUGGGGGAGAGGGGGAGGUGGGAGGUGGAGUCCUGCUGUCGCCGCUGAAGUUUAGGAGGAGGCACCGUAACCGACAUCAUGGGGGAGGAGUGGGGGGAGGAGGAGGGGGAGGUGAAGGGGAGGUGAUGCCUGCUCGACUGUUUCCCUCCACAGCUGCACCGACAGUUCCUCUGCUGACCACAGAGGGCAGUGUUUCUGCAUCUCCUCUUCCCUGUGAACUCAACACUGCCAUCACCUGCCGAGAUGACGUAGCCCCGCCCCCCAUACUCCCCAGGAGACACACGCAUCCUCCGCCAGGCCACACCCACAAACCCGGUAACCAGGGUGAUGGUCGUCAACGGAGACGGCGACGCACCACGUCGACAAGGUUAGCAGACAGCGCUACGAACACUGUCCCCGUGAUGACUGCGAUUCAGACAACUAAAUUCCACACACCACUGGUGGGAGGGGCUAAAACUGGCAGGUGCAGAGGACCUCAUCCUGGCUCCACACGGCUACCAGAAAGGAAGAAGGACAAACACCGAUACCAGUACGGCAACCACAAUCGUUACUAUGGCUACCAUGGUUUCUAUGGUGACAGGUGGGAGGGGCGCGUGGGGGCAGAGGAGGACCCGCGCCUACGUCUCCUGGAAGCUGAUUGGUUUAAAGACAAGACAGUGCUGGAUGUGGGUUGCGGUGCCGGUCACAUGACUGUUAGUAUUUCCCGCAGGUUUCACCCUGUUUACAUCCUGGGGGUGGAGCUAGACAAACGAUUGGUUUAUGCCGCCAAGCAGAACAUCAGGCACUUCCUGUCACAUGACCUGGUAGUGGAGGAGAAGAGGAGAAGGGAGGAGGUGAAGAGGGAGGAGUUUGAUCAGGCGUUCUCCCUCCUCUCCUUCCCUCUGUCGUUCAGGGUGAGUCGAGGUCCUCUCUCUGCUCCCCCCCUCCCCCCUCACCCCUCCUCUGCCUCCACCAGGUUCCCCAACAACAUCACCAUCAUCCAGGGUGACUACAUUUCACAGAGUGAGGCGUGGCCAGGGCGGGGCCAGUAUGAUGUCAUUAUGUGUCUGGGCCUGACCAAAUGGGUGCAGCUGCAGUCAGGUGACGGGGGCCUGGUCCGACUUUUCAAACGGGCCUAUCAGAGCCUGUCUCUGGGCGGAUUAUUCAUCCUGGAGCCGCAGCCAUGGAGCAGCUACAGCCACAGCAAGAGGGCAUCGGAGGCGACAUAUCGUCACUACAGGAGCGUGAGGUUGAGACCUGAACACUUCACCUCCUACCUGACGGACACUGUGGGCUUCACCUCCUACAGGCUCCUCACACACUCAGGAGAACUUCUAUUUGUACGUUUCCAGGCAGCCAGAGGCCGAUUUACCUGUUCCACAAAGGCCCCGCCCAGAGGAAGUGAUGUCACGGGAUGGAAUGUGACUGUAGCUCAGCCUGUCAUUUCGUUACCAUGGCAUCAACGUGAAACUGAUGCUGAGGAGGGAGCGGAUUGGUGGAGGCAGUUGAGCCUAUGUAAUGACUGCUUGAUACAUCACAUCAGAGAGAAGUGUGACCUCUGGUCCUGGAUACUGAUUGGACGCUUUAGAGGAAGUGACAUGUCCAGAUUCGUCUCUUCAAAAUAUUUUUGUUCUUUCAAAAUAAAGAGAAUUUAUCAGCUGCUGCUUCUCUGAGUCGUUUCAAACAGUUUUUAAAAUCUGACAUUCUUCAGGUUCACUGGAGGUAAAAAGUUAAAAAUGUU